This is a messenger RNA of Striga asiatica, 2071 nucleotides long. Lineage: Eukaryota; Viridiplantae; Streptophyta; Magnoliopsida; Lamiales; Orobanchaceae. The record is from the annotation of a GenBank genome assembly.
AUAAUAUAGACAUCGCCUCAUAAAUUGAAAAUCAUCAUUGCAAAUCGAAGUGGUGGGUUCAGAUAAACAUCCUAUAGAUGACAUAUAAAUAGAAAUAAAUCAACCACAAGACAGAUAAAAAAGAGUUUGGAAAGUAAAAUAGUUUUAUCAAGCACAAGAAAAAGUAAUAAGCAGAUUCCUACACAUCCAAGAUGCUUUGCUUGCAUGCCUGAUGGGAAGUUCCAUUGCUAAUACCAGAAUCUCCUUCUUCACAGGGACCAUUAAUCAAAUGCAACUUGUGCAGUAUCAUCAAUGUGCAUACACAGUGUCAUUUCGUCUGGGAGGUCUAUCAGGAAUGGAGCCGGGUUUAAACUUGGAGGCCUCAUGCCUGGCAAGCUCUGGAGGGACAGGACUAUUGCUCUGAAUCAGCAUUUGCUUGAGAUCAUAAAAGACUUCAGUGUCAUGCAGAGUCAAAAAUGUUGUAGCUACACCAGUCUUCCCAGCACGACCCGUUCUUCCAAUACGGUGAGUAUAUGCUUCAAUACUGUUGGGCAUGUCAUGGUUUAUCACAUGUGCCACAUCAGGUAUAUCGAUACCACGUCCAGCUACAUCUGUUGCAACCAGUACAUUGUAUCUCUUAGUCCUAAAACCUUCGAGGCUGAUUUCUCUUUGCUCCUGUGACUUCCCACCGUGCAGUGUGGUUACCCUGUAACCCUCUUUAUCCAAAGUUUUUGCAACAUUAUCAGCAACUUUCUUUGUGUUAACAAACACGAUAGCUGUCUUGUCACCGAGCUCGUCCAACAGUAUCUUCAACCUAUCCAUUUUGUCAUUCUCCCGCAUCAUAAUCACGUGUUGGCUGAUGAGAUCAGUUGCCUUCCCUGCAGUGCCGAUAUUGACCACAACUGGAUUCCUCAAGUACUUCCUUGCGAGCCGCUCCACGGCAGGUGGCAUGGUAGCACUAAACAUGUAAGUUGUUCUGUAUAUCCUCCUCUCAUCGAGCUCCUCAUCCUCAUUUUCCGGCUUCAUAUUACUCGAAGGCAUCGCAUCUAAUACACCAACCACUUGGGGUUCGAAACCCAUGUCGAUCAUGCGAUCAGCCUCGUCAAGAACAACAUAAUUACACUGGUUCAGAACAACAUAUCUUCUCUCCAGGCAAUCCAGAAGACGCCCGGGCGUGGCAAUCACAACCUCACAUCCCUGCCUAAUCUUAAACCCUUGUUCCUCUAUGGACUGCCCACCAACAAUAGAAACCACUUUGAUCCCCAUGUAGUGAGCGAAUUUGGUGGUCUCGUCCUCAAUCUGCUGAGCAAGCUCUCUGGUCGGUGCCAUCACAACUGCGUAGGGCCCCUCGGCUUCGUUCUCCUCGCUUAUAGGGGGCAGUCUAGUUAUGUAAGUCAGCAUAGGAAGAACAAAGGCGGCAGUUUUACCUGAUCCAGUCUCCGCAAUGCCAAUCACGUCCCGCUGCUGAAGGCCAAGAGGAAUGGCGGCCAUCUGAAUCGGGGAAGGAGACUUGUAUCCUGCCCUCUCCACCGCCCUCAGCAACUCAGCGCUCAACUUGCUUUCAGCCCAGUUCCUCAUGGGACGAGGGAUCCUAGAGCCCUUGUAAGAGAUGUUGAAAUCUUCCCUGAAAAUCCUCCAAUCCCUCUCGGUCAUCUCCUCCAGCUUCUUGUCCGACCAGUGUCGAUCCACCCUCAUGUCAAAGGAGUUCAUAUCGCGGGAGGUGUCCUCGGUGUUCUCCCAGUCAAACGAGAAUCGGAACUUCUCGCUCGGCUUAAUCACCCUCUUCUUCGGCUUCUUAGACCCCAGAUACUGUUCCUUUAUCGCGGUAAGCUCAAUCUCGCGUUCCCUCUCAGCUAAUUUCUCCAGGCGAGCACGCUCCCGGGCCUUGUGUUCGUCCUCGCGUUCUCUGUCACGGUUCCGGCGCUCUGAAUCGCGGUCGCGGGCCCUGCGAUCGGUGUCGUGCGACGGCGGGGGUUUGUUGUUGGAGAAGCAUCUCGGCGCGGCGUUUCUGCUGAGCAGUGGCUUCUUCCUGGCGCCGUUGGAGGGCGAGAUUUUGGCGCUCCUCUUUGGUGAGGAAGACCGGCUUCUUUGA